Molecule: messenger RNA, 1381 nt
Organism: Magallana angulata
Lineage: Eukaryota; Metazoa; Mollusca; Bivalvia; Ostreida; Ostreidae
Exons: 1
Coding region: 218-1135 (305 amino acids)
Source: RefSeq, a predicted model, not a curated record
UCAUCUCAUCGUGAAAAUCUUUCAGAGGAACUAGACAGGUCUCGUAAACAACUUGUAUCCAUGAACAAAGUACUAAGGCACAACAACGAAGUCUUGGGGGACUGUAGAUUGUUUCAAACAGGGGAAACGAACAAAAUAUUAAAAAAAAUUAUUGGAUCAAUAUCCUAAACUUUUAGAAAAAAAUCUUCCAUUGUUUGAGAAAAAUGAUAAUGGUUUGAUGGAAAAGUUGGAAGAAAUUGCUGGUUCCCUUCACGAACAGAACCCUAUGUUUACUUCAUCAUUCAGAAUUCCUCCCCCUUGCAUAAGUUUUGAAGCAAGAGGAAUGAUAACUACUCCAAGACUAAUAUCACUACUAACUGCCGAGUUUUAUUGUGGGGACAUCGUUUGUGAAAAAGGUGGAACGAGCUGGGUUUGUGGGCUCGGGUCGAGAAAUAUUACUCAGUAUGACAUCACGCGAGGAAAAACGGGAAAUAUAAUUUCGGUGACAUCACACCCAUCUUUUUUGGCAAUCAAUAGUUUGGGUCAUAUGUUUUACACCGAAUUUUGGGAUAGGUUUGUUAAAUGUGUUACUUACAAAAUACCAUCAACUUUUACCAAAACACAAGGUUGGCAACCUCGAGGAAUCCAUUGUUGCAUGAAUGAUGAUGUUCUUGUUACAGAGUUCAGCGAUAACCUGCAACACUCGAGAAUCGUUCGAUGCGACGCUUCCGGUCGCUGCUUAAAUGUAAUUGAAUUUGAAGAAGAGAAUGCACAACAUGUGCCAUUAUUUGACAAUGUACUAUUCAUCUGUGAAAACAAAAAUGGCGAUAUAGGAGUUACGGAACGUCACAAAAAGCGUGUCAUCGCAGUAGAAAAGAACGGAAGGAAAAGGUUCGAGUAUUCCGGUCACAUUCGAUCAAGUAGCUUCACCGAAUUUGAAUUUGCUGGGAUUGGAUCGGACAGUCGUUGUAACUUUGUGAUUUCAGAUCCCAAGAACUACACGUUUCAUGUUGUGGACUGGCAAGGAAAGUUCUUGUUUUAUGUUUUACCGGGAGAAAUAAUUGCUCCAAUGGCGCUUUGCGUAGAUGACGAGGACCGAGUUUGGGUAACCGAACCACGGGGCACUAUCAGAGUAUUAACUUACAUAGACCACUGACAGCUUCAAAAUUAAUUUGUGACAUGUUUGAUUGAGUCUAUCAGACUUUAUGUACAUUGAGGUUUGCAUCCAUUUUCUUUCAAUUCUCCAAAACAGUGAAAAUACAUUGUACAUAAAAUUUUACAGUAUUAUCAUUGAUAAAGUAAAUCAAUGUAAUGUACACGUGUAUCAAACUGUAUAUAUACAACAAUGCAUUUACGUAUUGAUUUCAUUUCUCUGUUGGAUAUACUGCAUUAUUGUUACAUA